GUCAGUGCAUUUGCCUUUUUUUUUUUUUUUUUUUCCUUUUCUGGGGGGAGGUGGGAGGGUUGGGAAGAUGCAAAGUUCACAGGUUCUUUUCUGUUACCUGAUUAGGGCAGAAUAAACAAAAAUGCUGAAUGUGGAAGAAAUCAGAUAUUGGAGAUACCUGGAAAUAAACUGGAAAUAACCAAUACCACAAGACGAAGCAGCAGUGAACAACAAGACGCUGUGGAAAAAGAAAUCACAAGACGAGAGUGCACAAUGCAUUUCAAAUAGAAAAAAGCUUCCUAUCUGCUGAGUGAGUCUCAGUAUAUUCUGACAGAGCACAGAAAAAGCUUCAAUCAAGUAUCUCCUAGCUGUCUCCAAAAGAAAAUUUUCGAGUACAAAAAGUAAUAUAGAACAGUGCUAAGAUCCUGAUGACAAUACACCAAAACCAAGAAUGGAAGUAAAUUUAUUCAGCAAUUCUACUGUUGUAAACAGUUCAUCCAUCAACCAUAAGCAGUUUGAAGGGCAUAGCCUCUGGGAAGUCAUUACUAUUGCCACUGUAACUGCAAUUGUAAGCUUAAUAACUAUAGUGGGAAAUAUUCUUGUAAUGAUAUCCUUCAAGGUUAACAGUCAGCUUAAAACUGUCAACAAUUAUUACUUGCUCAGCCUUGCCUGUGCAGAUCUCAUCAUUGGAAUAUUUUCUAUGAACCUUUAUACGUCCUAUAUUCUCAUAGGACACUGGUCUCUUGGGAGCCUUGCCUGUGACCUGUGGCUAGCACUGGACUAUGUAGCUAGCAACGCCUCAGUAAUGAACCUCCUAGUCAUCAGUUUUGACAGAUACUUUUCCAUCACAAGGCCUUUAACUUACAGAGCCAAACGCACACCCAAAAGAGCUGGCAUCAUGAUUGGUCUGGCUUGGUUAAUUUCCUUUGUGUUGUGGGCACCUGUAAUCUUGUGCUGGCAGUAUUUUGUGGGUGAACGAACAGUACCACCUGAAGAGUGCCAGAUACAGUUUUUAUAUGAGCCCAUUAUCACCUUUGGUACUGCAAUUGCUGCUUUUUACAUUCCAGUGUCCAUGAUGACCAUUCUGUAUUGCCGCAUCUAUAAGGAGACAGAGAAGCGGACCAAGGACCUUGCUGAACUGCAGGGUUCAGAGUCUGUGGCAGAGUUUGAGAUGAUAAAGCCUCAGAAAGCUCUCCUGAGGUCUUGCUUCAGUUGCAAGCAGCAAAACUUAGUCAAAAGAGAGAGGUGUCAGGCUUCCUGGUCUUCAUCUAGUCGAAGUACAUCAGCUACAGUGAAAGCCUCUCAGACAGCAAGUACUUGUAAUGACUGGGCUAAGGCUGACCCGUUAACAACCUGCAGCAGCUACGCAUCUUCAGAAGAGGAGGAUAAACUUGCUGCUGAUUCAGUUUUCCAAGUAACUUACGAAAGUCCAUCUAAAGGUAAGGCAGAAGAGUUUAAUGAGAGUAUGGAUGUUGUUGUCAAAGACCAACGUGAAGAAAAUGAUUUUGAGAAACAGGAAUACUUUUUAUCACCUGCCAAAGGCCACAUACAAAAGAGUAAAAAAUGUGUGGCCUAUAAAUUUCGGUUGGUGGUUAAAGCUGAUGGCACCCAGGAAGCCAACAAUUGUUGCCGUAAAGUAAAAAUAACUCCUUGCUCUGCUGCUCUGUCAAAGGAUCCUUCCAUCAAAAGCAUGGAUCCAAAUAUAAAUAACCAAAUCACUAAAAGGAAACGGAUGGUUCUGAUAAAGGAACGCAAAGCAGCACAGACUUUAAGUGCCAUUCUUUUGGCUUUUAUCAUCACAUGGACUCCCUACAAUAUCAUGGUUUUGAUCUCCACAUUCUGCUCUGAUUGCAUUCCCCUGACACUGUGGCACCUUGGGUAUUGGCUAUGCUAUGUGAACAGCACUGUUAACCCCAUUUGUUAUGCCCUCUGUAACAAAACUUUCAGGAAGACUUUUAAGAUGCUGCUUUUCUGCCAAUGGAAAAAGAAAAAAGUGGAAGAGAAACUAUACUGGCAGGGCAAUACCAGACUGCCAUAGUUGCUCUUAUAUAAGGGAUAAAGGGGAAAACAGAUAUUGAUGUAACCUGUAAAUUGACUGUAAUUCUGUCUCUUCAAAGCUGUUGCUUUAUAUGUCUAGGGGUUAAAAAUAUUCUGCAGAAAAGUAAAAUUUUGUGUGAAAGCAGUGUGCUUGGGUUAAAGGAGUCAGUGGCUGCUAUGAGCAACACAGAGUGGUUUUGGUUAUGCAGUAGAUCUGCAUUAAAGUUAUUAUAUUUGGG
Molecule: messenger RNA, 2255 nt
Organism: Athene cunicularia (burrowing owl)
Lineage: Eukaryota; Metazoa; Chordata; Aves; Strigiformes; Strigidae
Gene: CHRM5
Product: cholinergic receptor muscarinic 5
Exons: 2
Coding region: 431-2017 (528 amino acids)
Biological process (GO): gastric acid secretion; chemical synaptic transmission; adenylate cyclase-inhibiting G protein-coupled acetylcholine receptor signaling pathway
Cellular component (GO): synapse; plasma membrane; dendrite
Molecular function (GO): G protein-coupled serotonin receptor activity; G protein-coupled acetylcholine receptor activity
Source: RefSeq, a predicted model, not a curated record